UGGAAGGCCAGAGAACUUAUAAAGACAGUGUUACAUAUUUCUUUUGAUUUGAGCAUCGAAAAUUCAGAAUAUGCUCAUGCGUUCAAUCUGUCUGCUGCUGCUGAUUCCUUAUUUUCUGACAUAAUACAGACCAGACAAUAGUAAGAUGUUUCAAUUUUAGAAAAAAGGGGAUAUCGAGCAUCAUACCAGAAAAGCAGAUGGCGUCUUCGAAACGAGGCGGUGGUCGUUCGCCAUUCAAGGACCUAACCAACACCCCAAACACAGCUGGUGACAACAAUAGCAAUGUUGGUGGAUCUACGACAUCCGAUACACAACCACCACUCGUAGAUGCAAGAGAACGUAAGAGGCAAAGAGAUAGGGACCGGUAUGUGCUGAAAAAAGAUGAAAUACUAAAGAAGCGUCGUGAAGCAUAUCGGCGAAAGAAAGCUGAAGCCGCAUUUGUAGAUGUCGAUAAGCAUCAAUCAGUGACUUUUCAGAACGAUCAAAUGGGAUCAGGGCAAUCCGCGCUUCCCGAACUAGGAUGCACUCCAAAUGCAAGAGGCAUCCCCAAUGUUGUUACGGAGUCAUGUACGCCGAUAAGUGGUACGACAAAGUCAACGUUUUUUGAGCAACCCACCGCAUGCAACAAGGAAAAUAUGCCUCCUGGCGAGAGUAGUUAUUGGGAAUCCCUAGCUCAUGCAGGUGACUUUCCUAUACCAUCUGGUGAUAUUCAUGGCCUAGACAAUAUAAUGGAAUUGACUCUGACUCCAAGUGGGUCUCUAGGAAAUAAGAGUGCUUCUAAUGCGAGGCAAUCACGGCGUACUUGUGAAAUUGCUCACAGACAAGAACUAACAACAGAGCAAAUCGAAGCAAGCCGUGCAAGGUAUAGGGCACGUUAUGCAAAUAUGACACCAGAGCAAAGACAAGCAAGACGUGAUCGUGAUAAGGCUAGAUACGCAUUACGUCGCAACACCCCAGAAAAAAUUGAAAUAAUGCGCAUGCAUCAGAGGGUGCAUUAUGCAAAUGUGACGCCCGAAGACAAGCAAGCAAAGAGAGAUCGCGAAAAAGCAUUGAAAGAUUUGUGCCGCAACACUCUAAGCCAAGAUUCCAUUGCCAUGCAGAACCCAAUGUAUGUCCCUGAGGUUGUGCCACUCACUGUGGAUGCAUCCGGUCCACAUGGAUCCACAGUCACACGUGAUUGGUCGACUCCUGCGGUCACAGGUACCCCUAUUUACAUCCAGUCAGCUUGUGAUCAGAUGCCGGACGUGGAGAUUCCCAAUAUGGCUGCCAGUCAAAGAUCACGUAUACAACGCGUAACACCUCGAGAAAGGCAAGCAUUGUUAGCCCGUCGUAACGAGCACUUUGCAAAAACGCCAACAAAGAAACGGUCUGACUUGACACAAGAAAGUCCAACUGUAUGUGCAGAAGACAUCAAUGGUUCAGAACCUCCAACACAAUCAAUCCUCAUUAACAACGAAGAUACCCCUGCAACCCCUGAUACUAACAACGUCGCCACGCCUCCAACACGGCCACCAGUUAACGACGAUGGUGAUGAUGAUGGCGUCAUAUUCGAGGAGGACUCCGAAGAUGAGGAGGGCUACAUGUUCGGUGGUCAAGACAGGGAUAUCAACGAGGAUGUCAAAUUCGAUCAAGCUGACGACGACUCUGCCUCUAUCUCUAGCGUACCUGAUACGUACGACCACGUGUACAGCAAUAUACCCCCAGCCACGCACAUGCUAAAGCCUGUUGAAAACUGCCAAUAUUGCAAUGCAAAGAAGUUUGAGCAUGAGACAAAGGGGUUCUGCUGCCGUAAUGGAAAAAUUAAAUUAUCCACCACAGAUACACCACCCGAGCUCAUGAGGCUUUGGUCGAGUGCAGAUGCUGACGCUAGGCACUUUCGUGACAACAUUAGGUUUUUCAAUGGUCAUUUCUCAUUCACGUCACUUUACUGUCAUCUUGACAGUGAGACCACUGAUAUGAGAAAACAUGGUAUCUACACGUUUCGUGCCCACGGCCAAAUGUACCAUAACAUACGGUCGUUCGGUAGAGAUGGUUCGGAACCCAAGCACCUGGAGCUUUACUUCUACGAUGAUGAUCCCAGUCUAGAGCUUCGGUAUCGCCGCUGCCGCGAAGAGCAGUACCAGCAAGACAAGGAUGUCAUCAGAAAGCUGGUUGGCAUACUGCGUGGCAACUCGUACUCUGAACAACUCCGGAGUAUGGGACAGGUUCAGGACCUUGAUGACUAUCGUGUGACACUGAACCUUGACCAUAGGUUGGACCAGAGAACUUAUAACGUGCCGGCCACUUCAGAGGUGGCCAUUGUUUGGGUCGAGGGGAGCGAACGCUGAA
This is a messenger RNA of Phragmites australis (common reed), 2328 nucleotides long. RefSeq lists its product as uncharacterized. NCBI's taxonomy places the organism in Eukaryota, Viridiplantae, Streptophyta, Magnoliopsida, Poales, Poaceae. The record is from RefSeq and is a predicted model, not a curated record. The transcript has 9 exons. Bases 198 to 2327 code for a protein of 709 amino acids.